Molecule: messenger RNA, 835 nt
Organism: Octodon degus (degu)
Lineage: Eukaryota; Metazoa; Chordata; Mammalia; Rodentia; Octodontidae
Product: RNA-binding motif protein, X chromosome
Exons: 6
Biological process (GO): positive regulation of mRNA splicing, via spliceosome
Cellular component (GO): spliceosomal complex
Molecular function (GO): RNA binding
Source: RefSeq, a predicted model, not a curated record
GGUCCUUCAGCCUCGUUCCCGGGUAGUAUAAAGUUUGCUGUCUCCUUUGUUCGCCCUCGUUGCGCAGUAGUGCUAGCGGCUUUUCAGUUGUGCGCCGGUACACGGUAGCUGUCAUUUGUGCUGGGCUGUGUGGUCAGCCCCUGUCAGCGAGCUCUUGGGAGCUUGAGACCGUCGCCACCCUUCCGACUUAACCAGGGGAAAAAUGGUUGAAGCAGAUCGCCCAGGAAAGCUCUUUAUUGGUGGGCUUAAUACAGAAACAAAUGAGAAAGCCCUUGAAACAGUAUUUGGAAAAUAUGGACGGAUAGUGGAAGUACUCUUGAUGAAAGACCGAGAAACCAAUAAAUCAAGAGGAUUUGCUUUUGUUACUUUUGAAAGCCCAGCAGAUGCUAAGGAUGCAGCCCGGGACAUGAAUGGAAAGUCCUUAGAUGGAAAAGCCAUCAAAGUGGAACAGGCCACGAAACCAUCAUUUGAAAGCGGUAGACGAGGACCACCUCCACCUCCCAGAAGCAGAGGCCCUCCUAGAGGUCUUAGAGGAGGAAGAGGAGGAAGUGGAGGAACUAGGGGACCUCCCUCACACGGAGGGCACAUGGAUGAUGGUGGAUAUUCUAUGAAUUUUAACAUGAGUUCUUCCAGAGGACCCCUUCCAGUGAAAAGGGGACCACCACCACGAAGUGGGGGUCCUCCUCCUAAAAGAUCAGCUCCAUCAGGACCAGUUCGAAGCAGCAGUGGAAUGGGAGGAAGAGCCCCUGUAUCACGUGGAAGAGAUAGUUACGGAGGCCCUCCUCGAAGGGAACCCCUGCCUUCUCGCAGAGAUGUUUAUUUGUCUCCAAGAGAU